This is a messenger RNA of Fulvia fulva, 2670 nucleotides long. RefSeq lists its product as uncharacterized. The record is from RefSeq and is a predicted model, not a curated record. The coding region runs from base 1 to 2670 and encodes 889 amino acids. Lineage: Eukaryota; Fungi; Ascomycota; Dothideomycetes; Mycosphaerellales; Mycosphaerellaceae. The transcript has a single exon.
AUGACCAGCGACUAUGCCCGCAAAGCCCUGCUGACACAUGCUCAGCAGUUUGCUCGACCGCCCUCUCCUAUAAUGGAGGAGUCACCGCCACCUGUGCCACCAAAGGACCGUGUCAACUACUCUACCAGUAUGAACGGCAGCCGACCACCGAGUGCGCCUGCAUCUGGCUCGAAGAGGAAGCGUGAGGCGCAAGACGACACCGUGUACAACGAGCGAGACGGUCGGCUUGAAGUGGCCGACCAACAAGGGCAGGGCACACCCAAGCGGUCACGUUCGAGCCACGCGGGCGUGAGCGACGGCGAUAUCUCCACCGACACCACCCCGUUGGCACAGCGCGGACUCCGCCGUAAGAAGGGCAGCCGCAACUUGUCAAAUCUCAACCUCCGUCAUGAAGCAUCCCUCCAAGCACUACCGCAACGACAACCGUCUCCAUCACGCGAGUCGAAGUUUCAAGAAGGCAGCCUGAACGACAAGCCCAGUGACAAGCCGCCGAGCAUGUACACGCGUUUCACACGCACGGACAGCGGCAACCUCAUGAUGGUCGACGAGCUCAUGUCCGACUACCACAAUGGCAUGCCGACACCGAGGGAAGACAACAUCGAGAAGACCAUACAGUAUGAGAAGGAUACCAGGGAUGAGCGGGUGGCUGAGAUCACUGCUCGGCAGAAGAAGGACGAGAGCGGUGGCAUCUUCAGGUUCGGCAAUUCAUUCACCUCUGGAUUCAAUCCCAUCAAGCUAUGGAAUCGCAUGUGGGGAGAACAGAGAGAGGAGCUUAUACGCCAGAACAUCGCAGAAGCUGAGCGUAAAGCCAGACUGAAGGCAGCCGCCGAAGCCAAGUAUGCGCAGAUGAAGAACGCCGGUCAACUUCCAGGACAGCACAUCACCUUUGGUCAGCCACAUGACUCCGCUAUCGAGCUCGAAAGCAGUAUACCGCAGUCAGUGGAAGAGUAUCGAGAUGCAUCAUUCAGCUCUGCUCUUCGCCCUUGCCACGACGAAGAAGACACACGCGCGGGCAGCGAAGUGACAGAGAGUGUUUCGAAGCCUUUGCGGGCUUUCAAGUCACGCUUGCAUCUCAGAAAGCCUUCUUUGCAAAAUCUCAAGGAUGGACUGAAGCGAACCAAGUCUGAGUUCAAUCUCGGUGCCGUGGCAGCUUCCCGCGAGUCGUCGUCCUCGGCGUCUCCCACGAAGACGGAGUUUGAGAACUCGGCGUUGAAGAGAUCGGUAUCCAAAUACGAUCUCAAGAAGCAGCACAAGCUUACCAAGCGCGUGAGCGACCUCGAGACGAAGUUGCAGAAGGCGCGAAGUGAACUCGAUCAAGCUCUUGUCGAUGCGUCACCUGCACCAAGAUUGAACGGCAAGUAUCAACGCUUCUCUCCCAACAGCACGAUUCGAAAGCCCAAGUUCGUCCCGGGUGCGCUCCCAACUCUGCCUAGCGGGCAGGUUCUGUUCCCAGAAGAGCUUGGCUUCAGAGGCGACGAAGAGAACAUAGCACGUUUUGCUUCCGAGCCGCGACCAAGGAAAGCCCUCGAUCUAAGUGAGGCGUUUGACGAUAUCGACGGUGAGGACAUAUUCCGAGAGACACGUGCGAAGCCGCGGACACGUGUUGAUGAGAGGCAUGAAGAACGAAAGAGUAACGAGAUGAACCAGGAGCAACACCUGUCGAAUAUUGACAACGGCAACGAGACUUACGAACACGAAAACGGCUCCGAAAUUAACAACAAGAAUCCCGAACCAACUAACGCCCUGGCCGAACCCAACGGGGUGGAAGACAACCGCAUGAAUAGCUCUGCCGUCCAGAGCGCUACGGAACCAUCAAAGACAGAGACAAAGACCCAUCAGGAUCUGAACGAGAAACUAAAGGCACUUGAUGCCAACGUCAAACUGACGAAGAAGUCUGCCAAGUCCAAGAAGCGAAGUACAAUGCACGAUGAUGAGAAGACAUUCCAACCAGGCGGUGCCUCUGACGACGAUGCCGAAUGGGACGAAGCGACGCAGAAGCCAAAAAAGAAGCGCAAGUCCACCAGCAAGGCAGAGGCCACUACUCGCACCACACGCGGCAAGCAGAAGUCGCCUGAUGGCAAGAAGAGCAAUGCGAACAAGGCCUCGCCCAAGAACAGGAGAUCCAGUAUUCCUGUUCCCGCUUCGCCGAUCCAGGUCAAGGUCGAUGUCGUCGACGGCAGUGAAGAUGAGCUUGCUAAGUCCGCUUCGGCGCGCAAUAGUGUUGCGUCCGAAGACAAGACUCUUGAGCCCGUCUUCGAGGAGGAGGAAGAGACUGCAGAUACCUCAGCAGGCGCGGCAUCCAAGCCAGCUGAUGCCACUACCGCUGCUCGUUUCGGACGACAUGCUGUACGCUCUCGAAGCGCCAGUCCUCAGAAGCGCUCAGAGCCAGUGACAUCAGAAGAGCGAAUGAUCUCUCGUGCUGCAGUCGCCGCCCAGAGGAAGCGUCCCAGUCGUUCCGCUAGUCCACCUCCCAGGGGUGGCCUUAGCCAGAAUCGGCGCGCCGAUGAGGUUGUCACCGUGGUACCAGGGAAGGACGGUGUGCCAAAGCUACCCCGAGGUGCUAACGGCAGUUUCGAAAGUCUUGCCAACGCCGCCGAUGUCGAGAUCCUGAAGAAUGCAGAGGACCUACACAAGAAACCGAGCUUCGAGUGGCCAGCGGACGUUUUCUAA